GCUUCCCCUUUAAGAGCAGAAACGUAUGCAAAAUCCGAUGGGCGGGGAAAAUGCGAGCGGGCCAAUGGGAGGGCGAGGUUUUCCGCGGGAAAUCCGAAUUUCGCGGGACGUCGUUUGGCGCUAAAAAAAGGGCCGAGAGGAGGAAGGAAGGAAGGGAAGGAAGGAGGAAGGGCGCUGCCUGGCUGUCCCGUCCCAAUCCGGGCCCAUCCUGGUUCCCCUGCAAGCCAAUGCCUUGCAAAGACAGGUAGAGAAAGCGAGAGAGAGGCCAGGCUGCGGCGCCGGCCCUUUUUGUUUGCCGAGGAAGGCCGCCGGUGGCGAUGCCGCCCGGACGCGGGUGAAGGCCGGCCUGGCCUGUGAAUGGGCCGAGGAGGAGAAGGAGGAGGAGGGCUGCCCCGUGGCCUGGGCCAUGCUGAGCGCCCCCGCUUUCGCCACCCCGCACCGGGCCCACGGGCGUCCCCUCCGCAAGACCCCGGCCAAAAGGAAGCUGGACUUGGAAGGGACGGGCCAGCACUGCAUCCCGGAAUUCCGAACCCCAAAAGGCAAAGGAAGGACGCUCCCACCCAUCCCUAGUCCCAAAACCCCCAAAUCCCCCGGGGAGAAGACGCGGUAUGACACCUCGCUCGGCCUCUUAACCAAGAAGUUCAUUCACCUGCUCAGUGAGUCCGAGGAUGGAGUGCUGGAUCUGAACCGGGCUGCGGAGGUGCUGGAUGUCCAGAAGCGGCGCAUCUACGACAUCACCAACGUCCUGGAGGGGAUCCAGCUCAUUCGCAAGAAGUCCAAGAACAACAUUCAGUGGAUGGGGACGGGGAUCUUUCAGGACUCCUCCGUGACAACGCAGCAGCAGUCGUUGCGGAAAGAGCUGACAGAGGUCUCCAGGAUCGAGAGGAUGUUGGACAAGCUCAUUCAUGAGUGCACGCUUCAGCUAAAGCAUCUAACAGAUGAUGGAACAAAUCAGAGGUUAGCCUAUGUCACAUACCAGGACAUCCGUGCCAUCAGCAACUUCAGUGAGCAAACAGUGAUUGUGGUCAGGGCCCCACCAGAAACCCGGCUUGAGGUGCCAGAUGUCUGUGAGGAGAAUGUCCAGCUUCAUCUUCAAAGCAGCAAUGGUCCCAUCGAUGUGUACCUGUGCCCUGAGGAAAUUCUUGAGAAGAGUCCAGCUAAAAGGAGCGAAAGUAGUAACCUCCCAGCAGUGAAAGUUGAGUCAGAGAAGAUGGAGCCACCAAGCUGCCUGAUGGAGGGAGAAGUCGGCCUCCUGGAGCUGCCUCAGAACCUUUUACAGCAGACGGAGGACCAGCUUCCUUCCGCAUCCUAUGGCAACACAGGCCCCUUUGUGAGCUUCUCCCCUCCCCUUGACCAAGAAGACUAUCUGUGGGGACUGGAGGAGGGUGAAGGUGUCAGUGACCUAUUCGAGGCCUAUGACCUAGGUGACCUGUUGAAGAACUGAAUCAGGAUUCACUGUCCUUUCAAUGGUGCUAAUAAUUCCUCAUUCUCUGCUCCAAAGCCUUGGACUUCGGCUGAAAUGUCUUGCCUUGGUGGUAUAUUUGCUUUGUAGGGGCCCACAAGUAAACCUCUGACUCCCGUAGAUCCUUGCACACUCCAAGUUUUUCCAAAAACUGUUGAUGAGGGAGCAUCACGUGUUGUUCUAGUGAAGUCUUUUUGAACCAUCUUUAAGCAUGUUCUGCAGAUUUUGAGAGUUUGGGGUGGUUAUUCCUUUGUCACCCUUCUCUCAGCGCACUCCAAAAAUAACCUCAGAGGCCAUGGUUUUUCUAACAUGCCCGCAAGCCUAGUGUUCUUGUUCUGCACUGGUUUUUCACCUGGGCAGGGAAAAACAAAUUUAGGGUUAAAGGAGGUGAUCUGUUUUCCUGCGAACAUCUUUUUAUUGUGAUACUCGUUUGCUGCAACCAAAAUGAUCAUUUGUCAGAAAUGGUGGGAGUUCUAAUUCUAAACAUAGAGGAUGCAAAAUGUUGCCUCAAACCAGAAUGCAACCAGUGCUCUGUGGUUUCCGAUUAGAGAAGAAGGAGUUGUCGAACAAAGGGAAUCUCCAAAUUAGUCAUCUUCCAGUUGGAAUUAUCGACAUUAACAGCCCGAGUCUGUGAUACAAAAUAUCUGGUUAGCAAAAGACAUGUUUCUCCAGAGUCAAGCUUUAAAAUACGACGUAGGCUGCAGCUCUCCAAAUCCCAUUGCCAGAAGGGCCACUAGCCUGCAGAGUCUAGGAGUUGUAAUUCCACAAGGGAACAAUUUGCAGUUCUUGUCCUGCUGCUGGGUUUCCUUUCCAAAUAAUUGUUGUAUGAAAUGACCUAUCUGUUGCGUGGUUUCCAACAUCAGGCUUUGUUAUCCUGCCUUUUGAAACCCGAGCAUGCCUUUGUUUUUAGCUUGCAAGAGCCUUCCUCUCCUGAUGUGGAGAUGUGGUGCCACUUGGAUCCUUUCGUCAAGUCAACAGGGAAGGAGGCUUCCUUUAUGUGGCACAUGGCAAGUGGUUUAUAUUGUCCCAGGCUGCAAAGAGUUAAGACCUUCAUGAGGCUGUGCUACGCAUCCUUUGCUCAGAUUUCUGUGAAGGAAGGAAAUAAGUUGCAUUUCUGGAACUGGGUCCAAGUGCACACUCCACCUCUUCACUUAAAUAUAAACCUCGAACCUUUCUGGUUGAUCAGUUCCUUUCCUUGCAUCUAUAUAGCAGGUAAAACAUUCUUUUUUUCCACUGAUGUGUCAUUCCUAGUUAAGUUGUACAAGAGGAUUAUUAUUAUUCACUAUCCUUCAAACUACUCUGAUGAAUGAGAUCCUUUCUUCCUGGAUUCAAAGUAGCAUUGUAGUCAAGACCUGGAAGGUUUGGCUGUUUUUAAGAGUUGUUUUCAAACUAGCAUAUUGGAUUGUAACUCUGACAAUCCCCAACCAGCACACCCACAUCUUUGGAUCACACUGACUUCAAAAGGUCAGUUUAUAAAAUAGGCUGUGUCGAUUUUUCCCCCUCAUUGGCUCCAGAUUUGCUUUAGUUUGUUCACCAAGACCCCUGCUACAUAGACCCCAUGUUAUCUGCUUUGAACUGGGUUAUAUGGCAGUGUAGACUCAGGUAAUCCAGUUCAAAGCAGAUCAUGUGGAUUAUUUGCUUUGAUAAUCUAGAUUAUGUGAUAAUCUGAUAAUCUAGAUCAUGUGGAUUAUCUGCGUUGAUAAUCUAGAUUAAUCUAGAUUAUAUGAUAGUCAAAGGGGUCCAAAUUUUCUUGCCCAACCAAUCCUAUUUCUCCAAAAGGUGCUUGCUUUCAGUCUUUGGAGAUGACCCAUGUGUGACUGCUCCUCUUUAAUUUGGCUCAGUUCAAUGAUUAAGUGAAUCCUUCCCCCUCGCACUCUAUUCUUUGACCACCAAA
Molecule: messenger RNA, 3356 nt
Organism: Anolis sagrei ordinatus
Lineage: Eukaryota; Metazoa; Chordata; Lepidosauria; Squamata; Anolidae
Gene: E2F2
Product: E2F transcription factor 2
Biological process (GO): regulation of transcription by RNA polymerase II
Cellular component (GO): RNA polymerase II transcription regulator complex
Molecular function (GO): protein dimerization activity; DNA-binding transcription factor activity, RNA polymerase II-specific; RNA polymerase II cis-regulatory region sequence-specific DNA binding
Source: RefSeq, a predicted model, not a curated record